Messenger RNA from Argiope bruennichi, 1184 nucleotides. RefSeq lists its product as uncharacterized. The record is from RefSeq and is a predicted model, not a curated record. The transcript is spliced from 5 exons. The coding region runs from base 222 to 1184 and encodes 320 amino acids. Lineage: Eukaryota; Metazoa; Arthropoda; Arachnida; Araneae; Araneidae.
CACAGAAAGUAAUGACGUAGCUCCGAGAGGUUACACGAGUGGGUGCGAAUUGGGGGACCGAGGGAGGAAUUUCACCCUCUUCAAGUUUACUGAUAAGAAACGAACUCUUUUCCACCCACGACAUGUUUUAGCCAGUGGCCCUCCUGUGUUUGAGUAGACAGGAAGCGCCAUUUCUUACUUGCAAAAAAAAUCAUUUGGAUUACUAAAAAUAAGGAAUAGAAAUGCCUUUGAUCUGUUGUGUUCCAAACUGUAAUGGGAAUUACAGGAAUGGCCCAAGAGUAAGUGUUUUUGCCUUUCCUAAAAAUGAAGAGCUUAAAAAGAAGUGGUUAAGUGCCAUACAUCGUGAAGGAUUUUAUCCGACGCAGCAUAGUAGGGUCUGUGAAUUACAUUUUAAAAAAAAUGAUAUUGAAAGAGAAACGAGUCUAUUCGAUUCGAAGUCAGGAAAAUUAUUAAGUGCCCCUCUUAAAUAUCCGAGACUAGUGAUUGGAGCAAUUCCAUCUCAGAUGCCAAAUUGUGCCGCUUACAUGUCAUCUUCAACAUUUCAUAGGGAAAAUCCAGAAAUAAAAAAGAUGAAAUUGGAACAACAAUAUGUAGAGAAAGCUCUCCAGGAAAGCAUAAUAGAAAAAAAGAAAUACGAUGAGACAAGAGAAUUUAAAAAUUUGGAAGAACUAAAACAGCGCAUUUCUUUAGUAAAUUUGAAAAAUUUCUGGAAUGUCAUUCAUAAAGAAAACAAAAUUUUAUUCGUGAAUAUUGAAGUAAGUUCUGGUCCUGAAAUUGCCUUGUCUGUUGUAAUAAAUGAUGUAUUAGAGGUGUCAGCUUUUGUUGGAAAAACAAAUGAGAUGCACGUCAAACCCUACUUUGAUUACAAAGGGGGAAAUAUAUCAGGUUUCAGUUACAAUUCAGAAAAUGCCGCCACAAGUGUUGUGACUUUCAUGAUAAAUAGUAUUUCAUCGUCAUAUAAAGAUGUUGUUCACAUUCUUCCUAGCAGACACCCUGUGGCUCUUAGAAAAGGUUUAAACCCUUAUGAAAUUGCUAAUUUGUUGCGAGAACUUUCUGAGAAUGAAUCAGAUGGUGGUAAGCUGUCUUGCUCUAAUUUAGAUUCUGAUGAAGACAUAAGAUUGCAUGAAAGUGACUGCAAAGAAUCUGAAGAAAGUGCAGAUGAAAUUGAUAAUAGUUCAUGUUGA